AUGGAAAGUGAAGACAAAUCAGAAACUCUUGGAGAGCAGUCUUUAAGUGUUGCAGUAUAUGAGCAGAACUCGGUUGAAAUUGUGCAUCCUCCAGUGGUUGGUCAAAUUUUUGGCAGUUGGGAAGAAUUAGAUUGUUUUGUGUCUCUCUAUGCAAAGUCCCAGAAUUUUGAUUUAGGGUUACAAUUUGAAUGUGACCUUGAUGAACAAUCUGGUUUGACUGAACAAUGUGAUCUACCUGAACAUGAAGAUGAGGACGAAGAUACAUCAAAUAGUAUUUCUAGUGAUGAUGAUUUUAUAGCAGUUGAAAAUCCAAUAGUUCAUUCCAAAAGGGGUGCUCUGAGAAAGAAAAGAUUUAAAGGAUCUCACGAAUUG
Cetraspora pellucida is the source of this 372-nucleotide messenger RNA. The record is from the annotation of a GenBank genome assembly. NCBI's taxonomy places the organism in Eukaryota, Fungi, Glomeromycota, Glomeromycetes, Diversisporales, Gigasporaceae.